Molecule: messenger RNA, 805 nt
Organism: Aspergillus wentii DTO 134E9
Lineage: Eukaryota; Fungi; Ascomycota; Eurotiomycetes; Eurotiales; Aspergillaceae
Product: RING finger protein
Exons: 2
Coding region: 292-756 (154 amino acids)
Molecular function (GO): zinc ion binding
Source: RefSeq, a predicted model, not a curated record
GCCCAGAAAAGAUAUCGUUGGAGUUGUUGUUGGGGGGGUCAUCUUAUUCGCUCUAAUCAGUCUUAUUCCGAUGUAUGUGCAUACACACUACAGUUGCCCCGUUCUAUACUCCAUCAAUCAUCAAUCAUUUCCCACUCUAUUUUCGCAGUCUAGCGACCCUUGUUGCAUGAACAACUAACCCAAACAUCAUCAUCCAUUCUCAGACAAGGCUGUUGGGCAAACCAUCCCAGUUUGCAUUUGAACUUGGAUGCAUUGUCCUGUACUGACUGACUUCAUCGCUGCAGUGGCAUCAUGUGGUAUAAUCGUCGACGGCGACGAGCUGCGUCCCGGACCCGGCCCCGGGCCCGGGCCACACGCGAACCCCACAACCUGGCCCUUAAUAGCCCGAUGCAUCAAGUGUCUGUGGAAAGAUGGCUGGAGGAUCAGAACAGCGUACCGAGUCGCGCCGAGCAAUACGCGCAACAGAUAUGUCCCAUCUGUCGCUGUUCGCUAGUUUCCUUCUCGAAUGAUGUGCUUUCCUAUCCAGAACCUGCAUGGCGUCUUUCGUCCCUCCCCCAUCGAGACCAGAUCGAAGGUCCUGGUCGACGCUGCAACGAUCCUAAUCAGAAUAACCAUCCCCCGGCAGAUCAUAAUAAUCGCAUUGUGGUUCUGAAUCGGUGUGGCCAUGCCUUUCAUUCGUCCUGUCUUGCGUCAUACUUUGAGAAUCGCCGGUACAAGUGCCCAAUGUGCCAAACAACAUAUUUCCCUGCCGAGUAAAUGAUUCCCACUUUUAAAUAUGGAUUUUCUGUUUUGGCGAUAUGGCUGG